UACUGUUCUUCCAAUGUGGGACAAAAAUACACUAUACAUAUCUGUAAACUAACAAAUCACAUUGAUAAGCUGGAGGUGCAAGGGCAAACGACCCCAAACUCUGAAAAAAUCAAGAAGGAAAUCAUAGACUUGUAUCAAAAGUUGUACGCUGCUGAACCUGAAAUAUGGAGGCCAAAUUACAAUCUUGAUAGGGGGACCUUUCUAACAGAGGAGGAACGUUUAUGUUUACAAAGAGAGUUUGAAGAACAGGAAGUGGUGGAAUGCCUCAAGUCCUAUGCUUAAGAUAAAACACCAGGACCCUGAUGCCUUCACCAUGUGUUUUUUUUCAGAAAUGCUGGCCAAACAGUCAAGGAAGAUGUCAUGUUGACCCUUAAGAAUUUGCACUCUAAUGAAUACUUUGAGAAGAAUGAGGCUAGAUAACUUAAAGAUUUUAGGCCAAUUAGCUUGAUUGGAAGUGUUUACAAGAUUAUAGCCAAAGUCUUAACUGAAAGGCUGAAGACUGUAAUUAAUAAGCUUAUUGGAGGUCAUCAAAUGGCUUUAAUUAACAAGUUCAUUGGAGGUCAUCAAAUGGCUUUCAUAAAAGGAAGACAAAUCAUGGAUGCUUCUCUUAUUGCUAAUGAGGUGGUUGACUCUAGACUCAAAAGCAAAAUCCCAGGUGUUCUAUGCAAGCUGAAUAUAGAGAAGGCUUACGACAAUGUCAACUGAAAGUUACUCCUGAGAUUAAUGUCUGAUAUGGGCUUUGGAACUAAGUGGAUUAACUGGAUCCGUUUCUGUCUUAGCACUGUAAAAUUCUCUAUCUUGAUUAAUGGCUCACCCCAAAGUUUUUUCUCUUAGAAAGGGGGUUAAGGCAAGGGGAUCCUUUAUCCCCCUUUUUGUUUUUGAUGGCAAUGGAAGGGUUGAAUCAGAUGAUCAACACUGCAAAGUCAAAUGGAUGGAUCAAUAGGUUCAAGGUGUCUAACAGACAAAAACGACUCUAUCAUUUUCAUUUUCAUGGGAACUCAACCAGAAGAGAUGCUUCAUCUCAGACUGAUAUUAACAACCUUUGAAGCUGUUGCAGGCUUACAUGUUAACUAGGGAAAGAGUAAGCUAUAUCAGGUAAAUAAAGUUCCAAAUAUACAGAAUUUGGCUAAUAUCUUGGAAUGUGGAAUAGAGAACCUACCUACUAAAUAUAUAGGCCUUCCUUUGGGAUCCAAAAACAAGUCGUAAGAAUUCUGGCAAGGGGUGAUUGAAAGGAGUGAAAAAGGACUUUCAACAUGGAAGAGUCAAUACUUGUCACUUGGAGGUAGGGUGACUCUGGUGAAUAGUGUCUUAGAUGCACUGCCUUCCUAUGUGAUGUCCUUAUUCCCAAUACCAAGUAAGGUGAGGAAAAAGAUUGAUUCCCUAAGAAAAAAUUUUAUUUGGCAAGGAAAUAGUGAGAAAAAGACUAUUCACUUAGUCAAAUGUGAUACUCUUUUGUGUUCAAAGCAGGCAGGUGGUUUAGGUAUCAGAAACCUAAAGGCACAGAACAACAGUCUCCUUGCAAAAUGGUUAUGGAGGUAUAAUUUGGAGGAAACAACUUUAUGGAGAAGGGUGAUACAAGAGAAGUAUGGCCAUGGAGGACCUUGGUGCACCAAACCAGUAUCAUCCCCAUAUGGAGUCGGUGUAUAGAAAACAAUUAGGUGACAAUGGAGGUUCAUUGUUGAUCAUUCUAGUAUCAAGGUUGGAAAUGGAAGAAGAGUUCUCUUCUGGUGUGACACAUGGUUUGGGCACAUUUCUCUAAAUGAUUAGUUUCCAGACUUAUAUAACAUUGCUGUGAACCCAAGAAUUUCAGUAGCAGAAGCAAAAUCCACACUUGGGUGGAAUAUUGUUUUCAGAAGGAACUUAAAUGACUGGGAGUUGCAAAGUGGCAGAAUUCUGGCAGACUUUAGAAGCCUUCCAAGGUCUCACAGAAGAGGAAGAUGUUUUAAUGUGGAAGGGUCACAAAUCAAGAACCUUUUCAGUGAAGUCUGCUUAUCAUUUCAUCAACAUUACUUCUAAUCCUACUCAAGGAUGGCCAUGGAAACAAAUUUGGAGGGCCAGGGCGCCAACAAAAGUCUUAUGCUUCACAUGGUUAGUAGCAAUGGAAGCUGUUCUAACUCAGGAUAAUCUUAUUAGGAGAGGAAUUCAGCUACAAGCUAGGUAUAGUCUUUGUGGCAAAGAUGGGGAGUCAGUUUCCCAUCUCUUUAUACACUGUCCAGUCACUACUCAACUUUGGCAUUUCUAUCUUAAUUUGGCUGGAAUCUCAUGGACAAUGCCCAAUAACACUGCAUCUCUUCUAAGUGGCUGGAACAGUGGAGGUGCAAAUAUUAAAUAGAAGAAAUGGUGGAAAGUAGUUCCUGCUUGCAUCUGGUGGGUCAUAUGGAAGGAAAGGAAUGCUAGAGUUUUUGAAGAUAGGCCUAGCUCUUACCAGAAAAUUAAGCUUAAUUGUUUUUUGUUAUUUCAUUUUUGGUGCAAAGAGAGCUAUAGGGAGGAUGUACAUUCUUUACUAGAUUUGCUAGAAGAAAUGUAAUCGAACAGAAUAGGCUACGUAGUCUCAGAUCUUUUGAUUCUGAAUGUGGCCCACACAAUCUCUUGUAAAUAUUUUACUCUUUUAUAAAAAAUGUUACCAUUAUAAAAAAAACAAUGUUUCAUUAAGAAAAUCCAAGUACAUCUGGAGUAGUCAUCAAUGACACUAACAAAAAAACAAAAUACAAAGUGGAACCAACUCAAAUAAGGCCUCAAAUGUCAGAUGUCACUAAAGAAAAAGAAGAAUACUUUAUUAUCAGGACGACGAGGAAACUGGGAACAGGUGUGUUUCCAAUUUGAUAUGACUCACACUUCAAAAUAGACAACUUAGACAAACAAGAUACCAUCUUUUGAAGUUUGGAUUAGCUAGGAUGUCCUAGUCAUCAAUGGAGUAAUUCCGGAGAAUCAGUAACUGGGAGUAGAAGUGCUAGCAAGGGUGAGGUAAUAGAGUCCUUCAUCACUGGUGCCAAUCACCUGUGCCCCAUCGCUGUCGUGUGUGACUAUUGGAUCAUGGAAGAAAGUUACAGAACAGUUUAAUGUACGACUUAAAUGGCUAACUGAUAUAAGAUGAAAAUGGAUUACUAGGAACAUAAAGUACAUAAUUUAAGGUUAAAAAAGGAAGUGGUGUGACUUGACCAAUUCUAGUUGCCAUGGUUUACCAUUAGCCAAUAUGACUGGUGGAAGAAACUGUCAAAAGGAGAUACUAGAGAAAAGUGAUUUGUUACCCAAUAUUUGUAGUGUUCUAAAAUACAAGGGCAUUAAGCUGGGUGUUUUACCCGACACAGGGCGAAAUUGAGAGGAAGCCCUAAGGAUAUUUAAUUUUAAUAUUUUAUAAAUUAAUAAGAUAAGCACGUAAAUCACGAAAAAGCAAAAUUCCAGCAAAUUACAUGGUUGAUCGAUGUACGAGCUAAAUCAAACACGCAAAAUGCAAUUAAAAUAAUGUUUCUGAAUUUGUGGCAUUAAGAGAUAAUUAGUUAUAUUGAUUUUGUCAAGUACAAAUGAUGAAGUAAAUUACUAGCCAUUGUUGUUAAAGGCUAAGAGGUGCAUAAACUUAAAAGACAUUUCGUCUUGCUUAGACAGCGAUUUAGUGCAUGCCCAAAGGCGCUAAGGCAUGUGCCCUAAUCAUCCAGGGUUCUAUAUCGGCUUUCUCUUUAUAUAUAUGUGUGUGUAUAUAUACAUUUAUGUUGUUUUUGUUAAGCAAACAUAAUUAUUUGAUUUGGAGUAUGAAACUAGAGAUUUAGUAAAAGAAAUUAGUCAGUAGACCUGAUUUAGAAACUUAAAAAAGUAUCGAUGCCUUUGACUAGAAUGUAAAAAUGAUUUUUGAAGUUCAUUUACAUGAGUUUUGUUUGAUAUACUUGCGUAAUAGUUGUUUGUGCUCAAGUUGGUUUUUAAAAAAAAAAUGUUGUUUGUGCUUUAGUUAGUUUCUCUUCCGUUGAAUAUAUAUAUGUGUGUGUGUGUGUGUGUGUGUGUUUUCUUCAUUUGCAUCUUUCAUCCUUAAAGCUCUUGUUUUAGUAGAGCUUUGCACUAAAAGCUCCAUGGAAAUUGGUGCAUUUCUAUUUUUCACCUUUAGCAACACCGUUACAUGCUAAUCUUUUCUGAGUUUUUUCUGCAAAUUGUCUGAACAUAGGAGGAUUGCAAUAUUUUUGCUGGGAAGCUUCUCAAAGCUUGUAUUUCUUCACCAAUGUGCAAAGGCAUAGUGAAAUCGUCUAUUUUUUAAAAUUUAUUUUCUGAUCUUAACCUACUUUUUAUUUAUUAUCAGGCUAAGUAAUUUACUAAUUUUAUUCGUUUUGAUGGUCUCACCAUAUCUGUAUAAACAGAUAUAAAACAGUUACCCGCAGGUACACAGAGAGAGAGGGAGGGAGGGUUAUUACUAUUUUUUGCAGCAGUGAAGAUAAUCAGAGUGUAAUUCAACUUUUUGGCCCGAGGGCCAAGAUAUGUCUUCUAUUUAUCCAUACAACUAAGAUUGGCUGAAACUCAAAAGUACAUAAGAGUAUCAUGUCUAUCUGAAACACAUCAGAUUACAUUGGAAUUUGUUGGGUUUGAGUUCUUAUUUACUCUUCCAUUAGUUAUCUUAUUCCUUAGUGUCAAUGUUGUUUCAUGUUGAUAAUAGCUGGCUCAAAGUAAUGACGUUCUUACUAUAUUCCAGGAUGGCACAGUUGCUUAUUUUGCCACAGAAGUUCAAGUUAUCAUUGUUAUUGCUGUGUAAAUGCUCUAUGCAAUCGCUGCAUCCUUUAUACAGAAUUUGCCCAUAUUAAAGGGAAGUAUGGAUUCUGCAAUGACUGUUUAAAGCUUGCUUUACUUGUGGAAGAAAACAUGGAUGUUGAUUCUGAAGGGGAAAGUGUCAACCUUAGAGACCGGGAGACAUAUGAAGGCCUGUUUAGAGAGUAUUAUGAAACAGUCAAGGAAAAAGAAAGAUUUGACAAAAGCAGUCUUUUUGCUGCUAAAGAUCGACUGAACAGGGACAAUGAGUACCAACCAACCUCUAAUUCAGAUGAAGGUAGUGAAGAAGUGGAUGAGCAGCUGGUUUCUGACUAUGAAGGUUCGAAUGAUGGGAAACCUCACAAGCGAGGAUGUAAAAAGAAGAGAUAUAAACUUCAGCAACAAAAAUUGCAACGAAAAGUCAAAUCGAAGAAAAAGGAAUUUGUUGGAUGGGGGUCAAAAGCUCUAGUUGACUUUCUUCAGUUUAUUGGUCAAGAUACUAGUGAAACAUUAUCCCAACAUGAUGUGUCCUUACUAAUAAAUAACUAUGUAAAAAAACAUGAUCUUUGUGAUCCAGUAAAAAAGAGGAGGAUAAUUUGUGAUGCUAGAUUACAAACAGUCUUAGGUAAGAAAAAGGUUAACAUAGGCAGAAUAUAUAAACUCCUUGAAGUACACUUUGCCGAAAAUGAGGAGAAUUCGGAAGAAGAGGAGCUUGAUGAUGUUCUUGAAGAAAAUGACAGGGAAAUAUUGGUGGCUUCUGAAAUGGGCAAAAAGUCAGAUCCAAACAAGAAACUGACAAAGAAGUAUCUUACUCCAGCUCCGAGUCAAUUUGCAGCCUUGGUCCCUGAAAAUAUCAAACUUGUCUAUUUGAAGAAGAGCCUGGUGCUGGAGAUGAUCAAGCUGCUGCAAUCAAAUGAAAACAAGAUUAUAGGAAGUUUUGUUCGGGUGAAGUCAGAUCCAUGCGAUUACAGCCAGAGAAACUCUCAUCAGCUUGUGCAAAUCACAGGCAUCAAGCAAGGCUCAAUUGGUAAGGGCAAAAAUGAGACUUUUCUUCAAGUUUCAAAUACGUUCAGAGAUACUUGCUUGAGCAUGCUUUCAGAUGAUGAUUUUACAUUGGAAGAAUGUGAAGAUUUAAGAGAGAAGGUGAAAGCUGGAUUACUUAAAAAGCUUACUGUGUGGAUUGCUCGAAAGCUAUCUUUGUUGGAGAAACUCAUUGAUCAAGCAAAUGAGAAAGGAUGGAGAUACCAAUUUUGUGAGUAUAUGGAACAAAAAAAGCGUCUAGAGAAUCCAUCAGAACAGUCGCUAUUGCUACAUAAUUUUCCCAGAGUGACUCCUGAUGUAGCAGAGCUUGAACCUUUGGCUGAGCACAAGAUCCAUGACGAGCAGGAGCAUCAAUGCUUACGUGAGACAACCCCUUCCAAGGUUGUCAAUGGUAAACAGGAAGAUAGAGAAACUUACUCAGAAAGGAACGCACAGCAGUAUCAUGCAUACUCUCCAGAAGAAAAGGCUGAAAUUAAUGUUUUAGAAGAGCCUCAUCAGUUCACAGCAACUGAUCCAAACAGAUCAAAAACAUCCUUACUGCAAGAAAUCUCAGAGCUUAAAGCAGCUUCUCAAAUUGAAGUAGACGCUUCGCUUAGCAAUAAUGAUCAAAAGGUAAAUCAGCAACUGUAUGGUAAUAUGGCACCAACAACAGUAGAAAGUCAAAAGCUGGAAAGGAUUGAAGUUAUAGAUUUGAGUAAUGAUGAUGAGGCCAAAUUGGGUGUUGCAGCUGAGGAUCUAGACAUGCGUAUAUGGCAUAUUUCUGGCCAAAAUGAAAAGUAUUCACUGUCAUUGCUUCAACGUUGGGUCGAGAAGACUCCUUCUGCCUGUAAGUUCAAAGUCUGGAAAGAAGGUCAAAGUGAAGAAAAGGCUAUCUUGUUGAGCAAAGCUAUAAACCUGGUUUUACCACGGAAAUAGGCGUCAAGAUACCAGUAAAAGUAUCGAAUCAUAUGAGAGGUAUUUUGUACAUAAGAACUCUGAUCAAGCUCGCAUUUUCAUGUCUCUUAUGUAGAUAAUUAUAGCAAGUCUUCCAACCAUCUUUCUACAUGAACCGUAAGAUCUGCCUGUAGGAAAAUUGUUGCAAGUGUCUAUAGUGAGUGCACAGGUGAGGCCAAGUACAUACCAGAUGCAAAGAUAUCACCAUAUAUACAGUUUGUGUCACCUAGCACUGAUAGAGGAAACUUUUUUCUUCUUUUCUAUUUUCCUUUAGUACAUUACAUGGUCUAAUCUUCUCUUAUUUAGAUACCAAAUGCUGCAGUCUGCAUCUAACAAUGUGAUGGAUCAUAGUUUAUUCAACAAUGCCUUGCGAAAACUUGGGCAGAUUUUGCCUUUUGUGUAAGUGGGAGUGUACCAAAUGAAGAUUGUUCAUGUAAUUAUCAGUUGAUCCUGACA
Messenger RNA from Nicotiana tabacum (common tobacco), 7152 nucleotides. NCBI's taxonomy places the organism in Eukaryota, Viridiplantae, Streptophyta, Magnoliopsida, Solanales, Solanaceae. The record is from RefSeq and is a predicted model, not a curated record.